Dissoconium aciculare CBS 342.82 is the source of this 1208-nucleotide messenger RNA. RefSeq lists its product as uncharacterized. The coding region runs from base 115 to 1125 and encodes 336 amino acids. The transcript has a single exon. Lineage: Eukaryota; Fungi; Ascomycota; Dothideomycetes; Mycosphaerellales; Dissoconiaceae. The record is from RefSeq and is a predicted model, not a curated record.
UGAAAUCGCAAUUACGGCGACCUCGCACACGGGGCCGAACCGGCUGCCGUACGAGUGCGGGCAGUGAUUUCCGGAAUGGAGUGAUUGUUCAACGGUAUCACAAAGAGUGGCGGUAUGGCAAGGCCUCCAAAGAAGAGUGGGUAUAUAGAAACGAAGGCGGAGUCAUGCUCGUCCCAAGUCCAAGACAAGGAGUUUCUUCAGGCAUUGAGGCCAUACUGGAACGGUGCCAUCGUCAUCUCCAUCGCUGCGGUCCCGUCAGGGUUUUCGAACAUGGCUCGAAGAUCCUCCAAAUUCUCCGCCUGCAACAAUGACGACGACCUAGCCUCGCUAUGCCGACACCACGUGACCAUGCUGUGCGCCGAAGAAAAGCUGUUGCUGCGGCAAUUUGAAGGCAGUCUCCACAAGAUUCGGCGCGAAGACAAUCGACUGCUCGACCGGCAAAGCUACCGCACUUCCGCCGCCCUCACCCACCUCGCCGGUCUCCGCGCCCAGUGGAAAGCCGACCUGAUCGGGCAGACCGAUGCGGCGCUUUUGCUGGCGAGCGGAUACCGUGACGACAUGCGGGCUGCGGCAAGGAGGUUGGAGAAUCAGGGUUAUGUGGGACCGUGGCAGAGACCUGGAUGGAGACAUGUGUCGGGGUAUGCGUUCUACAAGUGCGCGGGAAUUCCCCGACCAAAAUCGCUGUUUCAAGUGGCGGGGCCGCCCAGAUCUUAUGCGUUGAGUAAGUCAAAGCAGGCGGCUGCUGAGUUGGAAGCUUGUAGUGAGCGCUUGAGGGAAUUUGCUAAGAGGCUGAGACGCUGGAGGCCAAUGUCAUUCUGGGCGGCGGUGCUCGAAGAGGAAGAUAAUUCGAAUGCGAGUUGGAAAAGGGGCACGACAGCUGACAAGACGACGGCGCGAGGAAGUAGUCGUGCUCGUGGUGAGCAUGAUGAUCUCCGAGGGGGAGCGAAGAAUGGUGAACACGCCUCUGCCGCCAAUGGUGACCGUCACAGCCGAGAUGACGGGCGUCAUGAUACAUUUCCCCCUCCGAGCACACGAGGGAAGAAAGUUGUCAUUGACGAAAAUGUUCAUUGGCCAAGUUCCAGCGGCGACGAUGAUGAUUCGCUGGACGAAAUCGUCGCAUGGUAGUUUGAUCGCUUGGUGUUCCGUAAUAGUGAGCAAGCUCGAUGCAGUGCUCACAAGCCAACGAGCAAGUAAAUGAAGCUUCAAAC